Messenger RNA from Angiostrongylus costaricensis, 735 nucleotides. NCBI's taxonomy places the organism in Eukaryota, Metazoa, Nematoda, Chromadorea, Rhabditida, Metastrongylidae. The record is from the annotation of a GenBank genome assembly.
UUGAACUUACAGCAAUGCACUAUUAGUUCGUGGUCAUUCUCAUCAGUGACGUUCGUACUCGAUAUCAAUACUCUGCCAACGGUGAUCGGAGUGGUUGUAUUCGGUUAUACAUCACACAUCUUUUUACCGAGCCUAGAAGGAAACAUGAAGGAUCCCAAGGAGUUCAAGUGGAUGUUGAAAUGGUCGCACAUCGCCGCGGCUUUAUUCAAGGCAAUUUUCGGAUUGUGCGGAUUUCUGACAUUUGGCGAACUUACUCAGCCGGAAAUCUCAAACUCGCUACCUAAUCAAGGUUUCAAGGUAAUUGUCAAUUUGGUGCUUGUCAUCAAGGCUCUCCUCUCAUAUCCACUGCCAUUCUAUGCCGCUGUACAGUUGCUUAAGGACAAUCUAUUCCGAGGAAUUAAAGACACUUCUUUUACAGGGUGCUACAGUCCAGACGGAUCACUUCGUGACUGGGCGCUCUUCCUACGAAUUCUACUACUUCUCUUCACACUAUUCAUCGCAUUGUCGGUACCGUACCUCAUAGAAUUAAUGGGCCUCAUCGGGAAUAUCACCGGAACUAUGUUAUCGUUUAUCUGGCCAGCACUAUUCCACUUAGGAAUUCGUGGCGAAAAGAUGGUGAACCGUGACCGUCGAUUUGAUCAGAUGAUUGUCGCACUUGGCUGUUCAAUCUGCAUCACUGGCAUCUACUUCUCUUUCAUAGAACUUCUUAGGGCAAUAAAAGCAAAUGACCAGUAG